Messenger RNA from Rubroshorea leprosula, 1993 nucleotides. NCBI's taxonomy places the organism in Eukaryota, Viridiplantae, Streptophyta, Magnoliopsida, Malvales, Dipterocarpaceae. The record is from the annotation of a GenBank genome assembly.
AUUGCAUCUCCCUGAUUUCAUCUCCACUUUCCCUUUUCCUUCCUUGCGCCAUCUUGAAACCUUCUCUUGUUCCUCUGGACCCUUUCAAUUUCCAUCUCUUCCCUUCUAUCUAGCAACAAUUCUGUAGCUGAUUCAUCAUUGGAUCGCAGCCUGUUCUUUCUAGGGUUUUGAAUUGAAUUGAAUUGAUUGGGUUAUAUUAGCACAUCUAUUAAUGGUGGUCCUGGAUGUUUGAUGUUGCGAUGUCCUGACCCAUCCUGUUGUGCUGCUGUUGGUCAAGAUAUGAUUAAUGUCUUGGCUUCUGAUGAGGACAGGGAGAAGUACUCCCGUUACUUCAUUAGAUCUUAUAUUGAGGAUAAUAGGAAGACAAAAUGGUGUCCUGCACCAGGCUGUGAUUAUGCUGUGGAUUUUAUUGUGGGUAGUGAAAGCUAUGAUGUUACUUGUCGCUGCUCAUACAGCUUUUGCUGGAAUUGCACUGAGGAAGCUCAUCGACCUGUUGACUGUGGCACUGUGGCCAAGUGGAUAUUGAUAAACAGUGCAGAAUCUGAAAAUAAGAAUUGGAUAUUGGCUAAUUCCAAACCAUGUCCGAAGUGUAAGCGUCCAAUUGAGAAGAACCAGGGUUGUAUGCAUAUUACAUGCACACCACCCUGUAAAUUUGAGUUUUGUUGGAUUUUAGCUAAUUCCAAGCGAUGUCCAAAGUGCAAGCGCCCAAUUGAGAAGAACCAGGGUUGUAUGCAUAUGACGUGCACACCACCAUGUAAAUUUGAAUUUUGUUGGCUUUGCCUUGGUGCAUGGUCAGAGCAUGGUAAGAGAACUGGUGGUUUUAAUGCUUGCAACCGUUAUGAGACAGCAAAACAAGAGGGAGUGUAUGAUGAAACUGAAAAGCGAAGAGAGAUGGCUAAAAACUCCCUAGAAAGAUAUACUCAUUUCUAUGAACGGUGGGCAACUAAUCAAUCGAUUGUUAAUGCAUUUAUGCUAAUGCAGCUUGCAAAGCUCAGUGACAUACAGAUGGAACCUCUGUCACUGUUGAAUUUCAUCACUGAAGCCUGGCAACAGAUUGUUGAAUGUAGGAGAGUUCUAAAAUGGACAUAUGUCUAUGGAUAUAAUUUACCCGAGCAUGACCAUGCAAAAAAGCAGUUCUUCGAAUACCUGCAAGGUGAGGCUGAGUCUGGAUUAAAACGGCUUCAUCACUGUGCAGAGGUGGGGUUGCAAGUUUUCCUCUAUGCAGAAGGCCAGUCAAAAGAGGAGUUCAUUGAAUUUCGCCAAAAACUUGCAGGACUAACGAGUGUGACACGGAAUUACUUCGAGAAUUUAGUUCGAGCUCUUGAGAAUGGUCUUUCAGAUGUGGACUCCCAUGGUAGUAGCGGAUCAGGUAGCUCCAAUAACACAGGAAGUGGGAGCGGUAAGGAAAGAGGUGGGAAGGGCGAAGGUUCAACAUCAAGAUCAUGUGCUAGCAGAAAUAUUAAUGAUGCAGACUACUGGUCCUGUGAACAUUGCACCUUUGCAAAUGUCAACUCAGCCACCACUUGCCAGAUGUGUGAGCGACAGAGGUAAAUCUCAAGCCCUGCGCUUUUGAUGCUAAGUUUGAUGGCUAAGAACUUUUGUGUGUCAGCAGGAGAGCGAACUGUUUUCCCAAUCCACCAUUCCAACGACAGAUGGUAUCUAUUGGCCGCAGCAAAAACUGAAAUAAGCAAAACCUUUUUACCUUGGCAUCAACUUUCCUGAGGUGCUUAUGCAUGUGUAAUUGGCCUUAACUGCUGAUUGCUGAGGUGUUUUCUCAGGAAAAGGUACCUUGUGUAACAUGUAUAUAUAUACAUGUAUAUAUACAAGGAAAAGCACCUGGAUUCAAUCUUCAGCUGGAACUGAAUCUUUGAAUGGUGCUCUCAAUUGUGUAAACCGCACACACACACACACACACACAAAAUGCUCUGUAAAAAUUCAAAGACUAACGUCAAGCCCUAAACCCGCAAUUCAUGAAUGAAGUCCAUUGAUAUUC